AUGGAUACACGAACACCCAGCCCCGUGCAGCGGAGCAUCAGCACGGAGAGCACGAAUAAUGACGAUGACGCAUACAAACCAGAUCUGAGCGCCGAGGUGGCCAUGCUCAGCACGAAGCUCGUGAAUGCCAUCAACUAUCAGACGAACCUCGACGAUUCAUUACAGCACACGCGACAUGAACUCGAACAGGAAAGGCAAUUACGGACGACGGCUGAGGCGGACAAGGCGAGACUGGAUGGCAUGCUCUCGGCUGGAUUGCUACUGAAGAAGGCGGAUGUGGAUAAGACCAUUGCUAAACUCAGAGGCGAGCUGGCGAGUGAGCGUGCAGCACGAGAUGCUGCGGAAAAGGCGAAGAAGCAGACUGAGGGAGAACUGGAAAACUUGACGAGUGCUCUUUUCGAAGAAGCGAACACCAUGGUCGCUGCUGCGCGGAAAGAGACUGAGAGUGUUGAGAAGAGAAAUGCACAGCUCAGAAGCCAACUUCAGGACACCGAGAUGCUUCUUGCGUCGCAGCAGGAGCAACUUCAGGAUCUCAAGGCCACCAUGGAGAAGCUGCAGGCCGAAGCGACACCAACUCGAGAUCUGAGCAUUCCUUCGACACCAGUCACAAACAGUACGGCUGUCUUCGAUGCGCUCCAAAUAUCACCCAACACGACCACCACACCCGAUCUACAUCCUGAACACCCUCUACAUUUCUCGCAAUUGAUUUCACCGGUGCUUAGAAACGACAUUACUGAAUAUGCCGAUUUCCAGGACUUGCUACUACUCGGACGCCGCAUGGGGUUGCACUCUCGAACAAACAGCAGCAACAACACUGCAAACCAACAAUCAUCCGGACAGAGCACUUAUACCAUGGCGGCAGCAUCUGCCUCGUCACCAAACCUACCUGGCUCAUUCUCCUUCGCCAACUCGAGUCCAUCGUCAAGCUCACCAAACAUGCCAGCUCUGAAAGAAAGCAAGUUCUACAAGCGCGCCCUUGCAGAAGACAUCGAGCCUACGCUCCGACUGGACCUGGCCCCUGGACUCUCAUUUUUGAGUAGACGAACAGUUGUGGGCUCGUUGUUGAACGGCACGCUGGCUGUAGAACCUUACCCGCAGAGCAAGCACUACUUUGCGUGUACACUGUGUGGUGAAAGCAAGAGGGGAGAGCCAUAUGUUCGGAAGUUCCGAUUCCGCACAUCUGAGGACGACAACGUCUCGAAGCCUCUCUGCGACUACUGCGUUUCGAGAGUCAGAUCCACGUGCGACUUUGUGGGGUUCUUGAGAAUGAUCCGAGAUGGUCACUGGAAGUGCGAUACAGACGAGGAGCAGAAGGGUGCUUGGGAAGAAGCUGUACGUUUGCGCGAGAGAAUGUUCUGGGCUCGCCUCGGUGGAGGAGUGGUUCCCUGCUUGCAAAUGGCACAGAGAGGCGUGCCAGCUACGCCGACCUCGGCUGCUGGUGUCAAGAGUGCGCGGCAAAGUCUGGAAAGCAUACCCGAGCGGAAAGCAGCAGCCGCCGCUCAAUCCUCGAUGGGCUCGGAGGGGUCAGGAGACAAUGCGACCGUUUCAGCUGAGGAGCAGCCAAGGAGUAUCAGCCAGGCCUUCGUCAACAUGUCCUCUGGGGCUGCAGCGGUGUCGACACCAGAGCUACAACCGACACACGAAGGUGCUACGGAAGAUCCGCGCUUUAUCACGCCACCGGUUAGCCGGGGACUAGACGUCGAAGAAGACGAGGAGGCGGAUCCUGGUGCUCUCUCACCACAACCAGAAACACCAUUUGAGGACGCAAAUCAGCAGCUGGAGGACUCGCUGGCUAAGGCUGCAGCCAAAGCUGAAUCGAACGACGAACCUGCUGCAGAUGAUACUCGCAACGUCGAGGCCCAAGUGCUCGCCGUUGAUGAGUCCGAAACAUCCCAGGAGCCGGAAAACGCGAACGACGAGUCUCUGCAGGUACCCGCUCCUGAACAACGAGAGUCUCAAUCAGCCAGGAGCUCUCUCUCGGUCGAACGACCACCUAACCACGAGCGUAAGAGCUCGUCGGUGCUCGCACGCGUACGAGCCAUGGAGAACCAACAACAAUAA
Messenger RNA from Zasmidium cellare ATCC 36951, 2061 nucleotides. RefSeq lists its product as uncharacterized. Gene Ontology annotation, biological process: exocytosis. The record is from RefSeq and is a predicted model, not a curated record. The transcript has a single exon. Gene Ontology annotation, molecular function: guanyl-nucleotide exchange factor activity. The coding region runs from base 1 to 2061 and encodes 686 amino acids. NCBI's taxonomy places the organism in Eukaryota, Fungi, Ascomycota, Dothideomycetes, Mycosphaerellales, Mycosphaerellaceae. Gene Ontology annotation, cellular component: cell tip; Golgi to plasma membrane transport vesicle.